Molecule: messenger RNA, 2125 nt
Organism: Mercenaria mercenaria
Lineage: Eukaryota; Metazoa; Mollusca; Bivalvia; Venerida; Veneridae
Exons: 3
Coding region: 87-1337 (416 amino acids)
Source: RefSeq, a predicted model, not a curated record
CUAAUAGUGACGUCGCAUAGAAACCGGCAUAAAGUAUUGUUGGCGCCAAACAGUAGAUUGAAUUUCUACUACACUGAUUCGAAAGAAUGGCAGAAAGUCAUCAUCAUACCACAAAUAGCUGUGCACUGGACGAUGAUGGAAACAUCAACUCAGAACAAAACAAAGAAAUAUCUAACUCAAGAAGAAAGAGUGUACGAAAAAAGAACACUUCAGAAAAAAGUGCUGGAGGUUCCUUAACAACCAACGAUGGCAGUCUGCAGGCAGCGGAUCAUUUACUACAAGAGCUCGAUGCUAUAAUCGAACCUGACACAGACAAAAGAAGACAGAGAAGAAGCCUUACUCACUGUUCCGUGACCGGUAAUUCCAACGACAAUAGUCGGAAAAGAAGCAACAUAGAAAGGAAAACUGGUGAACCUUCAAGAAUCAAGGCAUUUGAUGAUACCGGACGUGUCGACUUAGAUGCCGUGGAAAAAUGGGUAUCGGCUUCUAAUAUUGAUAUCGGCUUGGGAUCAGAGAAAGAACUUGGUCAUUCGGUGUCAAAACAGCAGGUUGAAAAUAAAAAAGUUCCGUACAAAUUCGAAAAGGCGGAUGUUGCGGUGGGUGAAAGCGAUACAAUAGUGAAACGCCUUUCCUCUCAAGAUUUCAACGAACCCUUGAAAAAGUCAAAAAGCGUCAGUCUGUCAUCUUCAAAGAAUAAGCAAGUUACAGUUCCUCUAUCUUCUGGCCAUUUUUCAACGUCUAAAAUUUCUGAGAUGCCCGAACCGAUGCCAGCAGCUUCGUGCCCAAGACCUCUACAGUCAACCCGACUCCCUCCUGUUAAAAUCAACUCCACAAAGAGCGAAGAUGUCUUCAAAGAAAAAUUCUCAAACACGACCACUCUACAUAUUUCAACAGAUAUUCAGAAAUGCGUUCAGCCGAACCGUGAUUUAUUCUCGGCAAUAAAAGAGAGCUCAGAAUUGCCAGAGAAAGCAGAAAAAUCCGGAAGUGCACGCAAAGCGCAAACUACAGGAAGUGCAGCCAAAUACGCAGUGGAGUAUCUACUUCCGGGUCAGGUGUCAGAGAACAGAUUUGACGAGGAUAAUACCGAAGAGAUAAAUAUACGCGCUAUUGUGCUAGAUUACAGUGCAUCCGAAUGCGAGCGUAUUAAGAAAAGAGGCAAAAAUUGUGGACUAGUGAGAUUCUGCACACGUCUUUGUUGUUGUUGCAAUGUGCAGGCAGACGACGUGGAGGUAGUGAAGCGGAGCAAUAUGGAAAGCCGAACGGACAAUCUCAAAGAAAUCAGAAGAAGCAUUCCUAGAAGGCUUUGGAAAAGAGUUAAGAGGUGUUUUGGAUUUUAAAUUGUUGCUGAUUUUAAUUUUUCUUUUAAUGUGUUGUGCCAAUUUCAGUCUUCAUUUUUCUUUCGGAUGAACGUUUCCUCCAAUGAAAUUUUACGAUGAAAUUUGAAUGCUUGAAAAUUUUACUAUCAAAAAUAAUAUGUGAUGUAGUAACAAAAGGAUAAAGGAACAUAAUUUUGCCAAAUGUUGCGGCUGCAGUAUAAAGGGAUUAGAAACAAAGCUGAAACUCAAAUUAUCAACAUUAAAUGUAGAAAUAAUCUAUAUUGUAACGCUCAGAAAAGGACAUAACUGAAUUAUUUACUGAUUCCGAAGACAUGCUUAAAGUAUUCACAUCUCUAUGCAUAUAAAUGUGAGACCGGAGACCAGUGUCCAGGAUACAACCUUUGGUAAAUUUCAAGAGGAAACAAUGAGAAAUCAGUCAGAUCUCUUUUCUUAGACUGGACUACAAACUCGGCUUCCCUUGGUUCAAGUGUUGGCUAGCAAUAGAGAAGGAAGCUGUUCAUGAUCAAUAGAAUUUCACCAAACAUUAACACGCAAGCAGAACAGCGACUUCUAGUACAUCUAUCGCCGUACUAGACAUUGAAACAAAAUGUCACGAGUGCUCAAUUGAAUAGAAAAUACUUUGUGAAAACCUGCAAUGGUUAAAAUUUUGAAUCUUGAGAAAAAUAAAUACUAUUCAUAAAAUAAUAUUGGCAGAAUGCAUUAUUACUUUAUACUGCCAUGUUGUGAUAAUAAAAGUGCAAUUCUCAUUACAUCAUUGUUUCUACAUAUUAUCCGAUUAAAGAUUUACA